Messenger RNA from Megalobrama amblycephala (Wuchang bream), 2720 nucleotides. RefSeq names its product kelch-like family member 40a (gene klhl40a). The transcript is spliced from 6 exons. Lineage: Eukaryota; Metazoa; Chordata; Actinopteri; Cypriniformes; Xenocyprididae. The record is from RefSeq and is a predicted model, not a curated record. Gene Ontology annotation, molecular function: protein binding. Bases 259 to 2091 code for a protein of 610 amino acids.
CUGUUUGGCUGGGGGAAGGGAGGGACAGGUUGAAUUUCAAGCCCUAAGUGUGGUUCAUUUGCGCAUUUCUAUAUAUAGAUGGACAGACAGUAGCUGAUAACUUGUGACAGCUGAGGAAGGAGGUCACACCAAAGCAGAACAUCCUCCGCCAUUUCUCUUUUAGUGUAACGGUGUUAAUACAGUCAGUUCAUUUCUGCAGUGGGAGAGGACCAGGACACCCCUCCCUCCUACUGAAAUAUCACAUCAAACCAUAACAAGAUGGCCUCCAUGUCAGUGGACCCAGUGACAGAGCCACGGAUGUACCAGCAAACGCUCCUACAAGAUGGGCUCUGUGAUCUCCUGGAUGCUAACAAGUUUGUGGACUGUGUUCUGAAGAUCAGAGACAAAGAGUUUCCUUGCCAUCGGCUAGUGCUAGCUGCUAGCAGCCCUUACUUCAAAGCCAUGUUCCUGUCAGACCUAGAAGAGAGCAAAAAGCGGGAGAUUGUUCUAAAAGACAUCGAACCUGGGAUCAUGGGAAUGAUCCUGAGGUACAUGUACACCUCGGAUAUCAACCUGACUGAGCAGAAUGUCCAAGACAUUUUUAUGGCGGCCAACAUGUACCAGAUUCCCUCAAUCUUCAGCGUGUGUGUGUCAUAUCUGCAGCAGAAGCUAGUUCUCAGUAACUGUCUGGCCAUCUUUAGGCUGGGACUGUUGCUAGACUGUCCACGUUUGGCCAUGGAGGCACGGGACUUCAUCUGCGACCGGUUUUCCCUCAUCAUUCGGGACCAAGACUUCCAUCAGUUGGGUCCCAGCGAGUUGGCGGCUAUCAUCACAUGUGACUCCCUGAAUGUGGAACGAGAAGAGUCAGUGUUUGAAUCUCUCAUGGACUGGGUGGAGUAUGACACGAAUGAGAGACUGAAAGACCUGCCGGAACUUCUACACUGCGUACGUUUCCGUCUUAUGCCAACAAGUUACUUUAAAGAGAAAGUGGAGGGGCACAAACUGAUCAAGAUGAAUCAGGAGCUCAAGAAGGAGCUCCAGCUUAUCAAGGAUGCACAGAAAGGACUGCUACAUAGGGUCAAAAGGUCAUCGCACAGAAAGGAAGGCGCGACGGUGGAUUCUGAAGACGAGGAUGAGGAGGGUUUGCUGCCAGGGAUCCUUAAUGACAACCCACGUUUUGGAAUGUUUCAGACAGACCUUAUAUUGAUGAUUAGCGAUGCAGGAACAGUGGCGUAUGACAUUGGUGCAAACGAGUGCUAUAUGGCGUCUUCAUCCACCGAUAUCCCUAAGAACCACUGCAGUCUUGUCACGAAGGAAAAUCAGAUCUUUGCUGCUGGAGGUCUGAUGUACAACGAGGAGAACAAAGAACAGCCAUUCAGUUCGUACUUUCUUCAGUUUGAUCCCAUGAGCUCUGAAUGGCUGGGGAUGCCCUCACUACCAAACCCUCGCUGUCUGUUCGGUCUGGCUGAGGCUGAGAACUCCAUCUAUGUGGUGGGAGGAAAAGAGCUGAAGGAGGGAGAACGUGCACUAGAUUCUGUUAUGAUCUACGACAGACAAUCAUUCAAAUGGGGAGAGUCGGACCCUCUUCCGUAUGCAGUUUAUGGACAUGGAAUCGUUUCACACAAAGGGCUGGUCUAUGUGAUAGGUGGAAAAACUGAGAGCAAGAAAUGCUUGAAGAGAGUGUGUGUCUAUGACCCCACUAAGUUUGAAUGGAAGGAUCUGGCACCCAUGAAAACUGCCCGCUCGCUGUUCGGCACUGCUGUUCACAAAAACAAAAUCUAUGUGGUGACUGGAGUCACUGAUAAUGGCCUGACUAGCAGUGUAGAGGUCUACGACAUCGCCAGCAACUCCUGGUCAGAGUUUGUGGAGUUCCCUCAGGAGAGGAGCUCUCUUAACUUGAUCGAACUGGGCGGCUGCUUGUAUGCUGUGGGGGGUUUUGCUAUGAUGCCCAAAGAGACCACCGAAAAACUGGAGCCCACUGAAAUGAACGACAUAUGGAAGUUUGACGAGGAGGAGAACUGCUGGAACGGGAUCCUGAGGGAGAUCCGUUAUGCUGCAGGGGCCACAGUUCUUGGGGUGCGUUUGAACACCUUGAGACUCACAAAGAUGUGAUCUACAGUUAUCAUCUAUAGAUAAAAUACACAUAAAACAAUGGCGCCCACUUUUCAUAAACCAGCAAUACAUAUAUUCCAUUGAAUCAUAAUGAACAUCACAGACCUAGCUUGCUUAAUGUUAAUAUAAUUUGUUUGUGAUAGAUCUUAAGGUAUAUACUGUAGUAGAUCAAUGUUUUAUAUCCAAGUUGUUAUGAAUUUCACUGGGUCAGUGUAUAGAAGAUGUUAGUAUGAUGCAAAUAGUCUAUAAAAGACAUUCUGCUGUUCCAAGAAAAGGAUGGAGACAAAUACAAGACCCUCUAUUUUUUCAAAAGAAUGCUUUGUUAGUCAUUGUUGAACAAUUCGACCUUAUUUAAAUGUCCAUGUACAUUGAUUUUUAUCAUUCUAUUAUAUGUUAUUUUAGAUGACAUCUUAACAUUUUGCAAUUAUGACCAAGUGCAAUGUUCUUAUAUUUUAAAAAGAGAGAAAUGAAUGGCAAUGACUUAACAAUAAUCUAAUAUACUGUAGACAAUGACCAAACUAAAUGAAAACACUAACAACAUAAUACAGUUAUCUGUAGUAAUGUCAGUGAACAUAUUGUCGUACACCCUCCAAAGCCAAACGAAAAUAAAAAUUAAAAGUUAAGGUGAA